Messenger RNA from Styela clava, 2033 nucleotides. The record is from RefSeq and is a predicted model, not a curated record. NCBI's taxonomy places the organism in Eukaryota, Metazoa, Chordata, Ascidiacea, Stolidobranchia, Styelidae.
UCUCGCUCAUACUUGUAUCAGAGGAUGUUUUCAUUACGUAAGGUUCAUAAAACAACCUACAUAAGUUUUGGCUUGUGUGUUCAGAUGACUACCAUGAAGAUCAAUAGUUCUUAAUGGAACCUAACAAAGUGUAUAUUAUUUACAAUUAUUUAUUUAUUAGAUAGUGAGGGAUGAGGGAUAAAAAUAUGUCUGAAAAUUCGAAAACACUUGAUCAUACGAACGAAGGAGAUUAUGGCGGAAACAUUUCAUUAUAUAAGGAGAAGAUAACUCGUGGUUGCUAUAUCAAAGCGAGGCAUGUACUGCUGAUGAUGUCAUGUAUUGCCAAGUUCAACUUAUUUUCGCUGAGAAACAAUCUCAGUAUUGCUAUUGUGGCCAUGGUAAAUCACACGGAAAAGACAACAAAAAUCAACUCCUCUGAUUUUUGCCCGGAUCGCGGAAGUUCAGAAAUCCCCAAAAAUGAGAAUGGAGUGUUCGACUGGGAUAUAUGGCAGGAAACUUUGCUAUUGGGAAGUUAUUAUUACGUAUACCCAUUUUCCAAUAUUGUCGGAGGAUAUUUGGCAAAAAGAUUUGGAGUUAAACUUGUUUCCGGAAUGUCUAUGCUUUUUUCAUCUAUUCUUACAAUAUUAAUCCCACUGAUUGCCAACUCGGGCUUUGGUAUGUUUGUGGCUGCAAGGAUACUACUUGGAACACUACAGGGACCAAUUGCGCCAUCUGUACAUUCAGCUAUAGGACAAUGGAUACCUCCAUUGGAACGCUCAGCAGCAGUUGCUAUCGUUUCCUCCGGAAACAGUAUGGGACCACUACUCACUUUUCCUGUAGCAGGAAUAAUAGCGGAUCAACUAGGAUGGGAAGCAGUUUUUUAUACAACUGGAGGUGUUGCAUUACUAUGCUCAUUGCUGUGGUUUGCUAUCAUUCAUGAUUUACCAUGUGACCAUCCAAGAAUUUCAGAAGAAGAAAAAUCGUAUAUUGAAAAGGCAAUGGAAUCGAGUCAAGAGAUAGCUGACGAACCAACUCCGUGGAAAUCGAUAUUUGUGUCAAUUCCAGUUUGGGCCGCAGCCAUAGGAUUUUUUGCCAGUAACUGGGGAUUGGUUACGUGUAUUUUACUGUUACCAACCUACAUGUCUACAAUACUACGAUUUGACCUUGCUGCGAGUGGAAUUCUUUCAGCUCUUCCCUAUUUGCUGCAGAUCGUAACAAUACUUAUAGCUGGACAUUUUAGUGACGUUAUUCGCCGACGACGUAUUGCAAAAACCGUUACAGUGAGAAAAGUAAAUUCGUUCCUGAAUCUCAUUAUUCCGAGUAUAUUCAUUGUACUGGCUGGAUACAGUGGUUGCAAUGUUGUGGCAGCGGUUGGAUUUUUCAGCCUGUCGAUAGCUUUCCUAGCAUUCAAUGCCACCAGUCACGAAGCAAACAUUAUUGAUGUAGCACCAAGAUAUAGUGGAAUAACUUGCGGUAUAGUCAAUGCUCUUGGGAAUAUUCCUGGAUUUCUUGCGCCUCAAAUGGCCGGACUUAUUCUUGCUAAUGGUCAAACAAUCGAGCAAUGGCAACAUGUGUUUUGGAUGUCGGCUGCUGUUGCUACAAGUGGAUUCGUAUUUUUUGCCAUUUUUGGUUCUGGAAAAGUACAACCAUGGGCACAUUCCUACGACGAUAAUGGGACUAAAAACUCGCGACACAAAGCUAAUGAGCGAACAGAACUUCAAACGACAAUCGAUUGAAGGUGCUGAAACCUGAUCCAAAACUUUGAGCUUGGUGCAAUAUAUUUUACGUAUACAUAGACAACACGAGGAAUUGCGUUACAGGUUAAUUUUAUCGAGCGUGGCCUAAAGAUGACGGAUCUCUCGUCCAUGAAAAUGAGAGAACUGUGAUAAACUAAACCUUAUGAUUCGGUGAGUUUGCUGAGUCAGAGCAAUAAAUAAUCUCCCACUAUGCUGUAACUGAUUACCCAACUUGACACAUUUUGGCUUGUUCAAUUAUCAUGAUGCAGAAAUAUGAACCUCAUAUUGAAAUAUACAUGUACUUUUAAUUUUUUUUUA